CUAGCAGUGAAGUGAGAGUGUCAAAUCCCUAAAUUCCUCCCUCCCUGCGUUUGUGUUAUCUGCAAGUCGGAGAAGAAGCAGAAGAAAUCGACUAAUCUCUCGCCAAUGUCGUCUCCAGAGAAGAAGAGGAAGAAGAAUCAGAAAUCGUCCCCAAAUCCGUCACUUCCAGAAGAUUUGAUAGUGAGCAUCUUAGCCCGCGUCUCGAGAUCGUAUUACACAAAUCUCUCCGUAGUCUCAAAAACCUUCCGAUCAAUCCUUACUUCACCGGAGCUUUACAAAACCCGAACCCUCUUAGGCAAACCCGAGACUUUUCUCUAUGUCUGCCUACGCUUCCCUGAUGAAGCUAAUCCUCGUUGGUUGAUUCUCUACCGGAAGCCUAAUCAAACCCUAACUAAGAAGAAGAAGAAGAAAGAGGAUUCAAGUGUUCAUCUUUUGGCUCCAAUUCCAAUUCUCAAUUCUCCAACUGUGGAAUGGUCAAGUCUAGUCGCUGUUGGUUCUUAUCUGUACGCCAUUACCGCAGACAUCAAAGAUUCUCCAUGCUCUAACGUUUGGUACCUUGACUGUCGAACGCACACUUGGCUUGAUUCUCCAAGAUUGCGACUGGCUCACAUCAAUAGUGACUUUAAUGGGAGGACGUAUUUCCCAGGAAGCUCUGAAAAGCCAGAUUCUUUGAACUGUGUUGAAGUGUACAACACAAAUACUCAGACUUGGAAUCCCGUGCCUCCCCAAAAACGAAAACUCAAAUUCGGAAAUAUGGAAGGAAAGAUUUACAUACCCCCUUGUCAAGAGAAUCAUAGGAAGGCUGUGGCUCUAAACCCAAAGGUUUUGACAUGGGAAGCGGUAGGAUUGGGUACGAAUUUGGAUAGGGGUUCUUUUUGUAUGAUAGGGAACAUAGCCUAUUGUUAUGACCCUAGUGGGAAGUUUAGAUGGAUGAAUUGUAACACUGCGGAAGGAGACUGGAGCAGAUUAGAGGGUUUAGAAGGGCUACCUAAGUUUGCUAGAUAUAGUACUGUUAAAUUAGCGGAAUAUGGCGGGAAGCUGGUUGUUUUGUGGGACAAGUAUGUAGCUGCAAGUGGGUAUAAGGAGAAGAUGAUUUGGUGUGCAGAGAUUUCGCUUGAAAAGCGCAACAGUGAAGAGAUUUGGGGGAAGGUCGAGUGGUUUGAUGCGGUUCUUACAGUCCCUAAGUCUUAUAAAUUCGUCUGUGCUAAAUCUGCUACUGUUUGAUUGAUGACUCAGGACAUAGGUACGAAGCUUCUUUUAUUUAGUAUGUCACAGUUGAAAGAAUGUCUUGUAUCUUUUUCGGAAUGCAGUUGUCAUUGUUUUCGCCUUACAAACACCUGCACUCACUUGCUUGUAGAUGAUUAAGCUUAUUUUGUGACUGUCUCUUUGAUAAUUCCUUUGAUGCCAAACUCUUUCUCCUACUGUUUUUUGCUCUGAAUGUUGUGUUGCAAAAUGCCUAUAUUUAUGUGACUAUGAUGAAUGCUUCUCUCAUGCUUUUAGCGGAUAUUGUUUCACUUCUAAACAUAUGCACUCACUUGUAGACUGUUUAAGCUUACUUUGUCUAUGAGAAUACUUUUGUUUGUCUUGCAUAGAAAAGUACUGUUAUCUUUACAUUUCACGAUAAGAGCUAGAACAAGAUACACAGUUAGUGCUUGUUUUGUUGUUUAAACUGAGGCUUAUGUUCAUGUCUUGUACUUGUAGCCAACCUAACCUACAAAGAAAUUGCUACUGUAACAAUUUG
Messenger RNA from Arabidopsis thaliana (thale cress), 1741 nucleotides. RefSeq names its product Galactose oxidase/kelch repeat superfamily protein. The coding region runs from base 106 to 1224 and encodes 372 amino acids. The transcript has a single exon. The record is from RefSeq and is marked reviewed. NCBI's taxonomy places the organism in Eukaryota, Viridiplantae, Streptophyta, Magnoliopsida, Brassicales, Brassicaceae.